Messenger RNA from Lasiodiplodia theobromae, 2661 nucleotides. Its product is annotated as Cystathionine beta-synthase core. The transcript is spliced from 7 exons. Gene Ontology annotation, cellular component: early endosome; Golgi apparatus; membrane. The record is from RefSeq and is a predicted model, not a curated record. Lineage: Eukaryota; Fungi; Ascomycota; Dothideomycetes; Botryosphaeriales; Botryosphaeriaceae. Gene Ontology annotation, molecular function: voltage-gated chloride channel activity. Gene Ontology annotation, biological process: chloride transport; transmembrane transport. The coding region runs from base 1 to 2661 and encodes 886 amino acids.
AUGUCCGCCUCCGCCAGCUCCCGCGACAAUAGCCAUCCCUACGCCGAAGCUUCGCAGAGUCGCAGCCGCACGCCCUCCGGCCACUCAACGCCCCACGAACGCCAGGCUAGCGAUGACGAAACGAACCUGCUCGACGACGACCCUCUGGGCCCCGGCUUGCAGGAGCAGGUGUCCUUCAAGCGCCGUAACAAGAGCCUGAGCUCCAAUGGCAUCACGCUCUCCGCACUCCCCAAGCUGUUCACCUCGCGCCAGUCCACACCCAUCCAGCGCCCCUCCUCGUCGCGCGCCGAGCACCGUCGCAUACGCAGCAAUUCUGUCCUCGACAACCCCGACGGUAACCUGGUCGACGACUCACACGAUGCGAAGGAUUCGUCGGGUGUUGAUUGGUACAUCGAGGGUCCCGGCCGCCGCGUAGGUUACGACGACCUCACAGCUAUCGAUUGGAUCUUUGAAUACGCCAAGGAGCGCCAGCGCCUGCGCUUGCUGCACGCCGGCGCAUCAGGCGUCCUGGGCCAGCUCAAGCAGAUUGGGGACGCGAGUCAGAUCUGGAUCGUGCUGAUCCUGACAGGUCUGGCAAGCGGAUUGGUCUCCGCCUGCAUCGAUGUUGUGAGUGACUGGCUAGGCGACCUGAAGACGGGAUAUUGCAAGAACGAGGGUGGAGACGGCAAGUUCUACUUGCAUAGGAACUUCUGCUGCUGGGGAUACGCAGAACUGGCGCAGUGCGCCGACUGGCAUCCCUGGAGUAGUGCUCUUGGCGCCACCUCCAAGUCCGGCAGCUACAUCGUCGAAUACCUCUUCUUCAUUAUUUUCUCUGUCCUAUUUGCAGCAUGUGCCACUAUCUUGGUCAAACACCACGCCAUUUACGCCAAACAUAGCGGCAUCCCUGAGAUUAAGACCGUUUUGGGUGGUUUUGUCAUACGCUACUUCAUGGGCGGCUGGACCUUGAUCAUCAAGUCCCUCGGCCUAUGUCUCUCUGUAGCUUCCGGGCUGUGGGUUGGCAAAGAAGGUCCCUUGGUCCAUGUCGCCUGCUGCUUCGCGAAUCUUUUCAUGAAAUUCUUCAAAAAUCUCAAUGGCAACGAAGCACGUAAACGGGAGGUACUUUCUGCGGCUGCCGCUGCUGGUAUUUCAGUGGCUUUCGGAGCUCCCGUUGGAGGUGUGCUUUUCAGUCUUGAGACUCUGUCCUAUUACUUCCCAGACAAAACUAUGUGGCAGAGCUUCGUCUGCGCCAUGACCGGCGCAGUCGCUCUCCACUGGUUCGAUCCGUUCCGAACGAACAAGCUUGUCAUGUACCAAGUCACCUACCAUUCGGGAUGGCAUGGGUUCGAGAUGGUCCCCUACGCCAUCAUCGGUAUCCUUGGCGGUCUUUACGGCGGCUUCUUGAUCAAGUUGAACCUUAAGAUAGCCGAGAGACGACGCGACAGCCCCUUCUUUAACGGACCAAUUCGUGAAGUGGUUGCCGUCAGCCUCGUCACGGCCUUGAUCAACUUCCCCAUCAAGUUCAUGCGCGCGCAGGCCACAGAACUGCUUUACGUGCUCUUUGCCGAGUGCCGAGACAUCAUGGAUGACCAGCUCGGCCUCUGCAAGGCAGGAAAAGCCAAUACCGAAGUUAUCUCUCUCCUGAUUGUCUCCGCUAUUCUCGGAGUUAUCCUUGCAGCGGUCAGUUUCGGACUUAUGAUCCCUGCUGGUAUUCUUCUUCCUUCAAUGGCCAUCGGGGCCCUCUACGGACGCGCCGUGGGACUCAUUGUCCGAGUCAUGCACAUGUCGCACAAGAACAAAUUUCCGUUCACUGCGUGUGAACCUGACGUACCGUGCAUUACUCCAGGCACUUACGCGAUUAUUGGCGCCGCUUCUGCCAUCGGCGGAGCGACGCGCAUGACGGUCUCGAUCGUGGUCAUCAUGUUUGAGCUGACGGGAGCGCUCACGUACGUGCUGCCCAUCAUGAUCGCUGUCAUGAUCAGCAAAUGGGUCGGCGACGCGAUUUCACCGCGUGGCAUCUACGAAGCCUGGAUUCACUUCAACGGAUACCCAUUCUUGGACAACCGCGAUGACGACGGCUCGUCAGUUCCCGACGUGCCGGCGUCACAGGUUAUGACCCGUAUCGAGGACCUUGUCGUGAUUACGGCGACCGGACACACGAUCGAGAGCCUGCGUAGCUUGCUGUCACAGCACUCGUUCCGCGGCUUCCCCAUUAUUGAUAACCCACGCGACGCAUUACUCCUCGGGUAUAUUUCACGUACAGAGCUCGCGUAUGCACUUUCGGUGGCGAUAUCGUCGCCUCGCAACCUCUCGGUGGACACGGAGGCGUUCUUCGCCCACCAGCCCCUCUCUGAUCCGACAACCAGCCUCGAUCUUCGGCCGUGGAUGGACCAGACACCGAUCACGCUCAAUGCGCAAACCAGCCUCCAGCUGACGGUGAGCAUGUUCUCCAAGCUGGGGCUGCGCUACGUCAUCUUCGUCGAGAAGGGCUGCCUUCGCGGUCUCCUGACGAAGAAGGACGUGUGGUUCGUGCUGAACGGCGAGGGCGAGAUCAGGGAGUCGGGAAACAUCGUCGGGCGGGCCUCGCUGAGGGCGGAGGGGUUUGCGGCGGAGGAGAGGGGGCUGCUGGGCGCUGAUGAGGACGAGGACGAGGAGAAUGGCGAUAGAGCACACGGCCUUGGUUAA